UCAAUUUCAGUUUGCUUACGUAUCGUUCUUCAUAGUUUAUAUCGCCUCCUCUGUCUCUCUUUGAUUGUUAAAAGUGAAAUCGAACCAUCCUUAUUCCAAUUCACCAAUUUAGAACAAGAGAAAUCUUUCCUUUUUUCUCAAAUUCUUACUUUCUUUCUGUUUUUGUUACAAAUCAUGAUGCUGAUUCAACAAUUCAAGACACCCCUUUCUUACAAUUUCCCAAAUUCUACCUCAAAUUCGAGAACUCCUUCCCAAAAUUACAACAAUGUACGUUUUUCAAUCAAGAACCACAACAACAGCAGCAAUAGCAUCUCUUCUACUGAUUCUAAUUCGAUUACUUCGAUGAAGAGCGAUCUUAAUGAUGAUAUUGCAAACCCAUCAUCGUUAAUGUCGUCGUCUGCUUCGACUAAAUCGCCGCCAUAUCCUGGUGGUAUGGGUCCGUAUACGGGUAGGGAUCCGAACGUCAAGAAACCGAGUUGGCUUCGGCAAAAGGCUCCACAAGGAGAGAAGUAUCUGGAGGUUAAAGAUUCUUUAGAACGCCUUAAACUGAAUACCGUUUGUGAAGAAGCACAAUGCCCUAAUAUCGGGGAGUGUUGGAAUGGAGGUGAAGAUGGUAUUGCAACUGCAACAAUCAUGCUUCUUGGUGAUACAUGCACCAGAGGAUGCAGAUUUUGUGCUGUCAAAACCAGCAAUAACCCUGCCCCACCAGACCCUAUGGAACCACAAAACACCGCUGAAGCCAUUGUUAGUUGGGGUGUGGAUUAUAUUGUUUUGACCAGUGUUGACCGGGACGAUCUUCCAGAUGGUGGGAGUGGUCAUUUUGCUCAAACUGUCAAAGCAAUGAAGACAAGGAAGCCGGAGAUUAUGGUUGAAUGUUUGACUUCUGAUUUUCGUGGUGAUUUGGAAGCUGUAUCCAUGUUGGCUAACUCAGGAUUAGACGUUUUUGCCCAUAACAUUGAAACAGUUAAAAGACUACAACGAAUUGUAAGAGAUCCAAGAGCUGGAUAUGAACAGAGUUUAUCGGUUCUAAAACAUGCUAAGGCUAGUAAAAAAGGGAUGAUUACUAAAACUUCAAUCAUGUUGGGACUUGGUGAAUCUGAUGAUGAAUUGAAAGAAGCAAUGGCUGAUUUACGUGCCAUAGAUGUUGACAUUUUGACUCUCGGACAGUAUUUACAGCCGACUCCAUUGCACCUUACUGUGAAAGAAUAUGUUACACCUGAGAAAUUUGAGUUUUGGAAAGAUUAUGGGGAGUCGAUUGGGUUUCGUUAUGUUGCAAGUGGACCUUUGGUACGAUCAUCGUAUAGGGCAGGAGAGUUAUUUGUUCAAACUAUGGUGAAAGAGAGGAGCAAAAGCGCGUUGUGAUUAUGAGAUUUUGAAAUUCUUUAUAUUGAAAACUCUUGGCUCUUGAUUUUCACACACACACACAUAUAUAUACAUGUGUUCGUAUGCAGGCAGGUUAUUCAUAUUUACUGAACU
This is a messenger RNA of Lactuca virosa, 1476 nucleotides long. Lineage: Eukaryota; Viridiplantae; Streptophyta; Magnoliopsida; Asterales; Asteraceae. The record is from the annotation of a GenBank genome assembly.